AUGGCUGUCUUCUCUCUUCUAUCACGACCUGUCCGUCGACUUGCCUGGCCUACUAGUGCACGUGUUUCAAGGCGAUUAGUAUCUUCAUACUACAACACAGAUGUGGCUGGCUUGAGCGAUGAUGAGGCAGAGUUCAGAUCUGCUGUAACAGAAUUCGCACUGAAAGAGAUUGCCCCGCGUGCUGCAGAAAUUGAUAAAUCCAACAAGUUUCCUGUCGAACUAUUCCCCGCUCUUGGAUCUAUGGGACUUCUUGGUAUCACGGUCACACCACAGUACUCUGGUCUUGGACUUGGAUAUAUGCACCAUCUCUUGGCUAUGGAAGCGUUAUCCGAGGCUUCCGGCAGCGUUGCACUGUCCUACGGUGCUCAUUCUAACCUCUGUGUGAACCAGAUUCAUCGGUGGGGAACAGAUGCGCAAAAGGGGAAAUAUCUUCCGGAUUUGAUUACAGGCCAAAAGAUUGGUUCCUUAGCGAUGAGCGAAACAGGUAGUGGAAGCGAUGUUGUCAGCAUGCGACUCAAAGCGGAGAAAGUGUCUGGAGGUUACAAAUUGAAUGGUAAUAAGUUUUGGAUCACCAAUGGUCCUAUUGCAUCCACUUUUGUUGUCUAUGCCAAGACAGUCCCUCUCGACGAUCCCAACCCCUCAAAGGGAAUUACCGCCUUUAUCGUUGAGCGUGACUCUGAAGGUUUCUCUACUGAUGAGAAGCUGGACAAAUUUGGAAUGAGAGGGAGCGACACCUGUGAAUUAAUUUUCGAGGACUGUUUUGUACCAGAAGAAAACGUGCUCGGGGAGGUCAACAGGGGCGCCAAAGUCUUGAUGUCGGGCCUGGACCUCGAGAGACUUGUCUUGAGUGGAGGACCACUUGGUCUCAUGCAAGCCGCAUUCGACUACGCAGUCGAGUAUGUUCACGAGCGGAAGCAAUUUGGACAACCCAUAGGGGAGUUCCAGCUAAUGCAAGGAAAGAUAGCAGACAUGUAUACCAAACUCAAUGCUAGCCGGGCUUACGUCUAUGCCGUGGCAAAGGCAUGCGACGCCGGAAAAGUCAGCAGAUCAGACUGUGCCGGAGCUAUUCUGUACUCCACUGAGAAGGCCGUUGAAGUUGCGCUCGAGGGCAUGCAAUGUCUUGGUGGGAACGGGUAUGUGAAUGAUUAUCCUAUGGGACGAAUUCUACGUGAUUCAAGACUUUACACUGUUGGCGCUGGUACCCAAGAAAUCCGACGCAUGCUCAUAGGCCGAGAAUUCAAUGCUCAAUUCGCCAAGUCAAGGUCUUAG
Molecule: messenger RNA, 1269 nt
Organism: Desarmillaria tabescens
Lineage: Eukaryota; Fungi; Basidiomycota; Agaricomycetes; Agaricales; Physalacriaceae
Product: isovaleryl-CoA-dehydrogenase
Exons: 10
Coding region: 1-1269 (422 amino acids)
Biological process (GO): L-leucine catabolic process
Molecular function (GO): 3-methylbutanoyl-CoA dehydrogenase activity; flavin adenine dinucleotide binding
Source: RefSeq, a predicted model, not a curated record